Messenger RNA from Amoebophrya sp. A25, 1688 nucleotides. The record is from the annotation of a GenBank genome assembly. NCBI's taxonomy places the organism in Eukaryota, Dinophyceae, Syndiniales, Amoebophryaceae.
AGCUCGAGAAUGAGAGCCAAAAAAAGUUGAUAUUCAGCAGCCCUUCUAGUUGUCAUGUGCGUUCGCUCCUUCUUGCGUCCGCGGAAUCUAGUUCUUUCUCAAAGAUAUGAAAACGACAAGACAUGAAGUUGUUCGAGGUUCAGAAGCGUCAGUUCGCGAGUUGGCGCGUUUGGGGUGUCACUAGGAGCACCCAGAAAACACUCUUGCAACAACACGAUGCCGCAUUGAUGGAACGAGAUCAUGGUGCCAGUGGACGUCAGAUAGUUGGCGUUGGAGGACCACAUCAAGGUGCUCGGCCGCAGAGGAGGAUGGAAUAUCAAUCGAGCGAUCGAAUGCGUGGAGGGCAAAAGUCUAGAGGAUCUUCUCCAGGAUCCCCUGCGAUCCUGUCAGGAACAACAUUGUCCGCUCCGUCAUCCUCUCCGUCAUCAUCUCCAGCUUGGUCAGCUUCAACUUCUUCGACUACGACUACGACUUCGUCCCACCAUCAUUUAGUUCAAGAAUCACGAGUCCGAGGACAGUACAUUCCAACUCCCGCUCCUGGAUUCUCGAGGCCGUGGCUUUGCAGUGGUGGAGCUUUGUCGUCGUCCGUUGGAGGCAAGACUUUUUCGGACUUUCAAAACUUUCGACGUGGUUGUGCAGGGGCUUUGAGGGCUGCUUGCGCAGCUGGAGACAUCGAGGCCUUUGAAGAACUCGUACAUACAGUGUUAAGGCUCAGAGUUCAUUGGUCUUCACGUAAGUUGGGGUCUUUGAGAUCGAAGAGGGCCCCUCGUGAGAGAACAGGGGAAAACUAAGGGGUUAGAGAGGGGUAGCGGAGCCCUUUUCUUUCAGAAUCAGUGACUAAUGACUUCCGACCCUUUUAACAGGGGGCUCAAAAGUAGCACUGAGGGAAGCGUUGGAUGAAAAAGAGCCAGCAACUGGUCGCUCGCCACUCUGUCUGGCUGCAAUUAGAAAGCAGGACUGGAUCUGCCGACGCUUGUUGCAGUUGGGAGCUAACGGGCACGCAAGAGACGCAUCUGGCAGAACUGCCGCUGACUACGCCAAGAGUUCUGGCUGCCCUAGAGUUGCGAAUGUGUUUGUAUUGUACAACUUGCUUUCGCUAGAUCCAGAACGUGAGGUCACGCAACUGUUCGGAGCCUCCUUCCUCGAAAUCGACCGUUUAAGGUUGAGGAAAAACCUAAGGUGGAAGUCCGUGAUGCCUCAGAGGCUGAGCAAUCCACACAAGUGUGUGGAUAACGCAGAGGCAGGGAUCAUGGGAGAGAAGUUGAUAGCGCACAUCAAAGCUCCGGAGUUGAUCCAAACACCGCAAGGCUACUUCCCACGAAUCGGUCGUGAAAAAUUCCGCCGGCCAGUGCGCUCACAGCAGAAACGACGAACGAGGCCUUCGUAUGGAACCAGUCGGCCGAAUCACUAUGCGCGUCGAUGAGAUGGAAACGAAGAUAGAGAGCUACGUCUUGACACUUCUAUGUACUCAUACAACCAGAGGAAAAGGAAAUGUUAUACUGUGAAUGAAAACCAAUGCCAUGCGAUUUUGAGUUUAACAACAUAUGAUGAGCUAUCUCACCAGCGCGGAUGGGUACAAUCGUGAUGAGCGAUUGCUCAUUUUCUGGAGGUGCUCGACGCCAGCAGUUACGAGCACUAGCAGCUGCUAGAGCCACAAGUUCGCAAAGAGUCACUACAUAUCGUUUGAG